This is a messenger RNA of Triticum turgidum subsp. durum (durum wheat), 420 nucleotides long. NCBI's taxonomy places the organism in Eukaryota, Viridiplantae, Streptophyta, Magnoliopsida, Poales, Poaceae. The record is from the annotation of a GenBank genome assembly.
AUGGCCCACCAGCCGGACACAAUGAUGGAUACGCCGUCAGUCGACCGCACCACGGAACAGAAAUUCGGUGUCGCGAAUCAGAAAUUUGUCGACGAUGUGAGCCGGUUCCGAGGAGAUUCUGGACUAACCGAGGCACCUACUUCCAUUCAAUGCAAAUGCAUCUUCCCGUUGGAGUGCGGCGGGCAGGUCUACACCUGGAUUGCUCGAUCUGGAGUGAACGGUGGGCAUCGCUUCUACAAGUGUGUCAACAAGGAUAGGUGUGGAUACAUGAUAUCUUCUGAUUGCAGAUUGUCCAGCUGUCCUCGUGCCCAGCUGCUGGCUAACCAGCUGGUUGCAUAUUGCCAAGUUGUCCCCGCGCAUCUCCCGCUGGCAGCUUACUUGCACCGACGAGUUAUACCUGGCGAACCAAUCGAGCAAUGA